AUGUCGUUGGUCACAAAUGCUAUGCGAAUCGUGUCGAAAACACGGCCGACAGUUCUCGCUUCUCAAGCAAAUUACCACGAAAAGGUAAUUGAUCACUAUGAAAACCCUCGCAAUGUUGGAUCUCUCGAUAAAAACGAUCCAUCUGUUGGCACCGGCAUCGUCGGUGCACCUGCAUGCGGUGAUGUCAUGAAAUUGCAGAUAAAGGUUGAUGAAAAUGGGAAAAUAAUUGACGCAAAAUUUAAAACAUUUGGCUGUGGGUCUGCUAUUGCAUCAAGCAGCUUGGCCACGGAAUGGAUAAACGGAAAGACUGUAGACUAUGCUGAGAAAAUCAAAAACGACCAAAUUGCCAAGGAACUAUGUCUUCCUCCUGUGAAACUGCAUUGUUCAAGUGAGUCCAUGUAUUGA
Messenger RNA from Strongylus vulgaris, 405 nucleotides. The record is from the annotation of a GenBank genome assembly. Lineage: Eukaryota; Metazoa; Nematoda; Chromadorea; Rhabditida; Strongylidae.